UAUCAAGCUUGUGCCGUUCUAGCUUUUACGCUGCUUGGGCUGCAUUGGUUUGCUUUCGCCGAGAUGGGAAAAUGCCGGUUCUUUAAAACUGCAGCUCGACAGUUGGCGGGAACAUGCCCAGCGGAAGCCAGAUUUUUACUAUGGACACUCAGCAACAUAGAAGGCAAAAAUGAGCAUCCUAUAAAUCAGGUGUGCUACUACUGUUUCCAGUUUUUUUUUCCUAAUAACUAUAGAAUGCGUCUGUUACCCAAAAUGAAAAUAACACCAAGGAUAGAAAAAAUACUUCAUCUGGAAAAAAAAAACUACAGACUUAGUUUAAAGCAAACAAAGCUCUUGAGGAAGUACAAGGAAUCAAAGAAUGCCCUGCUAAUUACCUGCAAUUCGUGCAAAAAAACAAUAAGGCAUUAUGGAACAAGUAAAGAGGAAUACAGCUUAAAAACACCAAAUUUGAAGUUAUUGUCAAACGGAAGUACACCUCUUAUCCAUAAGAACUUAUCCAUAAGAUCCAAAAGAGGCCUCAGAACUACCACAGUUGGAUUAUCCAUACAUCAUUUCUCUAGGAUACAAAAUAAAGCCAAAAUCCUUUCCAGUCAAUUAAGAAAAAUGCUUAACUUUGAAGAAGAUAAAAGCAAAAGAGGAAACCUGAAGAAUUUCUUAAUGUCACUUUAAAAACUUAAAAUAAGUAAGAACCUAUAAUUACAAUUGUACUACAUAAAACUAUAUUAUACUAUGGGAAAUACAGCAUGAACAAAUAUGUAUACAUUGCCCUGGAGAUCAAAAAUGUUUUGGGUGAUAAGAUAAAUUAGGUACCCACACCACCAUAAAGAACGAAAAUGGGAAAAAAAUAUUUUAAUACUGCUUCUGACAAAUUAUGAAAGAGAACAAUGAAAUUACUCACUUUUAAGUAAGUCUGGGCUGAUGCUGUUUUCCCACUUGAAUUAUUUCUAACAUUUGAAUAGUUUGCUAUUACCACUUACUGUAUAGUCUUCAAAAUAUAUCCUCAAAAUAAAAUUGGUCUGAACUUAAAACUCA
Molecule: messenger RNA, 1032 nt
Organism: Protobothrops mucrosquamatus (brown spotted pit viper)
Lineage: Eukaryota; Metazoa; Chordata; Lepidosauria; Squamata; Viperidae
Gene: RMP24
Product: chromosome unknown C18orf21 homolog
Exons: 5
Coding region: 64-669 (201 amino acids)
Source: RefSeq, a predicted model, not a curated record